Musa acuminata subsp. malaccensis (wild Malaysian banana) is the source of this 1122-nucleotide messenger RNA. RefSeq names its product mannose-P-dolichol utilization defect 1 protein homolog 2. NCBI's taxonomy places the organism in Eukaryota, Viridiplantae, Streptophyta, Magnoliopsida, Zingiberales, Musaceae. The record is from RefSeq and is a predicted model, not a curated record.
UCUUCGCACCCAAAGACGCAGCGGGGCAUCGGAAAGAGGGAGAGAGAUAGAGAGAGAGAGAGAGAGAGAGAGGAGACGGCGUACGGGAGACGAUGGAGUUGGAGAUCUUGGGAAUCAACUUUGGGUGCGUGAUCGGGGCGCUGCGAGCGUGGGAGUUCCCGGAGAAGGAUUGCCUGCUUCCCCUCGUCGCCAAGAUCCUCGGCUACUGCAUCGUCGCCGCCUCCACCACCGUCAAAGUGCCCCAGAUACUUAAAAUUUUGAAAAAUAGCAGCAUCAGGGGACUUAGUGUUGUGGCCUUUGAGUUAGAAGCUGUUGGUUACACAAUUGCUUUGGCAUAUUGUAUUCACAAGGGGCUUUCCUUUUCAGCUUAUGGAGAAUUACUUUUUCUCUUAAUUCAAGCCAUAAUUUUAGUUGCAAUUAUCUACUACUAUUCCCAGCCAGUGGGAGGUAAAGCCUGGAUAAAGCCUCUGCUAUAUUGUGCUGUAGCACCAACUGUUUUAGCUGGCCAGAUUGACCCGUUACUUUUUGAAGCCCUAUAUGCUUCUCAACAUGCGAUUUUUUUCUUUGCAAGAGUACCACAAAUAUGGGAGAACUAUAAAAACAAGAGUACUGGGGAAUUGAGCUUCUUGACAUGUUUUAUGAACUUUUGUGGCUCUAUUGUGAGAGUCUUUACUAGCAUUCAGGAAAAUGCUCCACUUAGUGUGAUUAUGGGUUCGGUCAUUGGUAUUGCGACGAAUGGCACCAUCUUGAGUCAAAUACUCGUGUACCAAAAACCAGAUGCAAAGAAAGAGAAGAAAGGACAGUAAACUACACCAUUUUCAUCCAAAGAUUUGCUGCAACUUGUUACAAGAUUACUUGUCAAUGGAGCACUGGGAAGUCUUACCUGUUUCACUUUUCAAGACUAUGAAAAUGCAACUUGUACAAUAUUUACCCCUUGACCGAAGGCAUUUCAUUUCUUCUUGUAAGGCGACAUAUUUAUAAUCUUCAUUACUAGUACGAAAUGCUUUCUACUAUACUGCUCAACAGUUUACAUUUUAGAUUGAGUUGUAAGUUAUAAUCAUGGUCCUCAUAUACAUAUGACGGAAAGGAAACAUUUGAUUCAAUUAUAGCCAGUUUUAUCAA